GUCGCCGGUGACGUGGCUCCUCGGAAAGGCUCUUCCCGGGUGUUGUGCCAGGCUCCUGGGCUCCGGACACCUCCAUUCACCGGACAGAGCUGUGCCAAAAAAUCCAGCACUACCUGUGCCGGUAAACAAAGAACCGACAGGCGUGUCGUUGUUUUGUGUGUGUCUUUUUUUUUUAAAGAGGUAGCCGGUUGAAUCAGCCGUUGACUGUUGCUGCAGGCAAUGGAGUCGCAUGGCAACUCGCAUAAGAAACAGAAGCUCGGCAACGCAACCGAGAACUGGGGAAUGCAACGUGCAACUAAUGUCACCUACCAAGCGCAUCACGUGAGCCGAAACAAACGUGGCCAAGUUGUGGGCACAAGAGGAGGAUUCAGGGGAUGUACCGUUUGGCUGACUGGUUUGUCCGGUGCUGGGAAGACCACAGUGAGCAUGGCUCUGGAGGAGUACCUUGUCUGUCAUGGUAUCCCCUGCUACACCCUGGAUGGAGACAACAUCCGCCAGGGACUGAACAAAAACCUUGGUUUCAGCCCAGAGGACCGUGAAGAGAACAUUAGACGCAUUGCUGAGGUGGCCAGGCUUUUUGCUGAUGCCGGACUUGUCUGUAUAGCCAGUUUCAUCUCUCCCUACAGCAGGGAUCGCCUUAAUGCCAGAAAGAUCCACGAGGCUGCAGGGCUGCCUUUCUUUGAGGUUUUCGUCGAUGCCCCACUGGACGUCUGUGAGCAGAGGGACGUAAAGGGGCUGUACAAAAGAGCCAGAGCAGGGGAGAUCAGAGGUUUCACUGGCAUUGACUCUGAGUAUGAGAAGCCAGAGGCUCCAGAGCUGGUGCUGAAGACUGACUCCUGCAGUGUGAAUGAGUGCAUACAACAGCUUAUUGACCUGCUUCAGGAGAGGGAUAUAGUUCCUGUUGAUGCUUCAUAUGAAGUGAAAGAGCUCUAUGUUCAGGAGAAUAAGUUGGACUUGGCUAAGGCUGAUGCAGAGACUCUUCCUGCUGUGCAGAUUGGAAAGGUGGACAUGCAGUGGGUGCAGGUGCUGGCUGAAGGCUGGGCCACUCCUCUGAAUGGCUUCAUGAGGGAGAGAGAGUUUUUGCAAUGUCUUCAUUUUGACUGUCUGCUGGAUGGUGGUGUGAUCAACCUGUCGGUGCCUGUGGUGCUGCCAUUGUCGACUGCCGAUAAAGAGCGCUUGGAUGGCGUGACCGCGAUGGCCCUCGUUUACGAAGGCAGACGAGUGGCCAUCCUCCGCAACCCUGAGUUUUAUGAGCACCGAAAAGAGGAGCGCUGUGCUCGGCAGUGGGGCACCACCUGCAAGGACCAUCCCUACAUCAAGAUGGUGAUGGAAAGUGGGGACUGGCUGGUUGGUGGAGACCUGCAGGUUCUGGACAGGAUCUACUGGAAUGAUGGACUCGACCAGUACCGACUGACGCCCACUGAGCUCAAACAGAAGUUUAAAGAAAUGAAUGCAGAUGCCGUAUUUGCCUUCCAGCUCCGCAACCCGGUCCACAACGGCCACGCUCUUCUGAUGCAGGACACCCACAAGCGCCUCAUCGAGCGAGGCUAUCGCCGGCCCGUUCUGCUGCUCCAUCCGCUGGGAGGUUGGACCAAAGACGAUGACGUGCCGCUGCCCUGGAGAAUGAAGCAACACGCCGCCGUGCUGGAGGAGGGCGUCCUGAAGCCAGACUCAACUAUUGUUGCUAUUUUUCCCUCACCCAUGAUGUAUGCGGGGCCAACUGAGGUCCAGUGGCAUUGCAGAGCACGAAUGGUGGCUGGGGCCAACUUCUAUAUUGUGGGUCGUGACCCUGCGGGCAUGCCCCACCCCGACACUGGAAAGGACCUGUACGAGCCCACUCACGGAGCCAAAGUCCUCACCAUGGCUCCAGGCCUCAUCACGCUUGAGAUCGUACCCUUUAAGGUCGCUGCUUACAACAAGGUCAAAAGAGCAAUGGACUUUUAUGAGCCCAAAAACCAUCAAGAUUAUGAUUUCAUCUCAGGCACACGCAUGCGUAAGAUGGCCCGCGAGGGGGAGAACCCUCCCGAUGGCUUCAUGGCGCCGAAGGCCUGGGCCGUGUUGAAAGAAUACUAUAAGUCACUGGAGAAGGCCUAAAGGUUGAGUCCAAGAUGAAAGAAAAAAAAAAACAUGGGAACACAGUGGUUUCUGCUGAUGUUUAAAAUGAUGAAUGUGGGGACCACUCACUCACCUCUGUCAAAAAAACCCUCGCUCUGGCUUGUGUCUGUGUCACUUUUACACUGAGCUGUCAGUCACCAGACUGAUCUCAGUCGUUUUUAACGGUCCUGUUUUAGCUGUACCCGCUUCAUUUAACUCUACUCUGUGAAAUAUAAUAGCAAAGGUAAACCGUAGGGUCAAGUUUUUCAGCGUAGAUGUUCUCACUAACAUUAUGACUGGUUGCAAUAUCAUGUGAAAAUAUAACGGUGAAGACAGCUCGCGGUGACCUGUGUGGAAAGCGCUGUUGAGCAGCGCUUUAAUAUUCAGGAAUGAACGUCGAGUUUGUGCGAAAUCCAAAUUUAAACGGUUGUGUCUGAGCCCCGACACAAGUUGCUUUGUACCGUGUACGUGCAAGUGGCUGUGGUGCCGAAGUAUUCGGAGUGAAAGUUGAGUGCCUUGGUCUUCAGAGAAAUCGACUCACAUGAUGUCUUGUUUGCUUUAGGACACACACGCACACACACACACACACACCUGCUUUUUAGCCACCUGUCGUAUUAUUGCACUGAAACGGCCGAAAAAUUUCUGCAAAACAGAUCAGCAUGAAAGAUAUGCAACCCUCAUAAACAUUUCAGCCAGACUUUUAUAUUUAUUCUCUCCUAACAUUAUCUCUUUUUGACGUCGUCGUGCUUGUAGUUUCUGUGCUUCAACCUCUUGGUAUUUUGUUACUUUUUCAUCAUUUCUAUCUUCUUUUUUUUUUUCCUUCUCAUGGUCUGCUAAUAUUUUCCAUGUGGUAAUUCGUUUUUAAAGAGUUGGCCUGUAUCAUCAGAUGGUUGAAGGUUACUGAGGGAUCAGAUUUGUAAUCUUCCUUGUCCAAUAAACCAUUUUUAUCUAAAAAAAAAA
Messenger RNA from Mugil cephalus (flathead mullet), 3054 nucleotides. RefSeq names its product 3'-phosphoadenosine 5'-phosphosulfate synthase 1 (gene papss1). The transcript has 12 exons. Gene Ontology annotation, molecular function: sulfate adenylyltransferase (ATP) activity; adenylylsulfate kinase activity; ATP binding. Lineage: Eukaryota; Metazoa; Chordata; Actinopteri; Mugiliformes; Mugilidae. Bases 220 to 2094 code for a protein of 624 amino acids. Gene Ontology annotation, biological process: sulfate assimilation; 3'-phosphoadenosine 5'-phosphosulfate biosynthetic process. The record is from RefSeq and is a predicted model, not a curated record.